ACCCUAGUCCUCCUAUUGAGAGUCCAAACCAUGAACCACUGGCAAAAAUCUAGUGCUUUGGCUACUCCAAAUUGUUUUGCUAGAUAUAGUGCAUUCCCUCUUUUGGUUUUUGUAGGUCAACAAAGGUAAGGCUUAUUUUUUCUUUCAAGAUUUUAAUGCAUUUCUCUAUCAUUAAAAAAAAAAAAAAAAAACAUAAAAUAUAAUGGAACUAUAAAACUGGCUGCCAUAUGGGCUGGUUGUGUUUUUCCCGGAUUCAAUUAAUAUUAAUUUACAUGACAAACUUGCUAGAACAUUAAACAAGCCCUUGGCAGUUUUUUGAAUUGCCGAAAGCAAAAAUGCUAUCAAGCUGCUAAAGCACAGGUGUUCAGAGCUUGCGGAUGCACUGAUUUCCUCCCUGGUCUCUCUCUUUCUCUCUCUCAAUGGACCUGCUGUCCAUCUCUGCUCCCAUCUCCUCUCGCUCUCUUCUUCCCACUCUCUCUCUCAAGUCCUUCAGGUUCCGAACCCCUCAUUCCACGCCCGCCUCUUUCUCCCGGCGUCCUCAUGUCUCUGCCUUCCAUUCUCCGUCGCCAUCUCUGAGACCAACCCUGACUGACAACCUCAAAACCCCGGCUCUUGGGUUCCAGCCUCCGCCCGCCGACUCUCUCCGUCUGUCGGCGCCUCAGACGCCCGCCACCGCCAUGCGCGGCGCCGAGACUGACGCUAUGGGGCUGCUCCUCAAGGAGAGGAUUGUGUUCUUGGGAAACAACAUCGACGACUUCGUCGCCGACUCCAUUAUCAGUCAGCUGCUGUUGCUGGAUGCUCAAGACCACAAUAAGGAUAUUCGACUCUUUAUCAAUUCGCCCGGUGGCUCCCUCAGUGCUACAAUGGCUAUCUAUGACGUUGUACAGCUUGUCAGAGCUGAUGUUUCCACAGUUGCACUUGGCAUCGCAGCAUCAACAGCAUCCAUAAUUCUUGGUGGUGGCACCAAAGGCAAGCGUCUGGCAAUGCCCAACACACGAAUAAUGAUGCAUCAACCUAUUGGAGGUGCUAGUGGGCAAGCAAUAGAUGUGGAAAUUCAAGCCCGAGAAAUAAUGCACAACAAGAACAACGUCACAAGGAUUAUUGCAACUGUCACGGGUCGUCCAUUUGAACAAGUCCAGAAAGAUAUUGAUCGGGAUCGCUACAUGUCUCCUAUUGAAGCAGUUGAAUAUGGAAUCAUCGAUGGAGUUAUUGAUAGAGAUAGCAUUAUUCCACUUAUGCCGGUGCCAGAAAGGGUGAAAUCAAGACUGAACUAUGAAGAAAUUGGUAAGGAUCCAAGAAAAUUCUUGACACCAGAGAUCCCUGAUGAUGAGAUAUACUAGUUGUGGCCUUUUUAUGCUGGUACAUUGUUUUGUAUCCCAUGCGCCUGGUGCAAAUAGAUGCCAUUGGUUGUGAAAUUGGAUCAAGGAUCCCUUUUCGCAUUCCAAGUUUAAAAUUGGUUCUGUAAUUUUCAGAAUGAGCUUGUAGCUUGAAAAAAAGAACUUUGAAAGAUUGUUUGAA
This is a messenger RNA of Malania oleifera, 1518 nucleotides long. RefSeq names its product ATP-dependent Clp protease proteolytic subunit 4, chloroplastic. Gene Ontology annotation, biological process: protein quality control for misfolded or incompletely synthesized proteins. The coding region runs from base 420 to 1340 and encodes 306 amino acids. Gene Ontology annotation, molecular function: ATP-dependent peptidase activity; serine-type endopeptidase activity; ATPase binding. The transcript is spliced from 2 exons. The record is from RefSeq and is a predicted model, not a curated record. Gene Ontology annotation, cellular component: endopeptidase Clp complex. NCBI's taxonomy places the organism in Eukaryota, Viridiplantae, Streptophyta, Magnoliopsida, Santalales, Ximeniaceae.